UCACUUGCAACAGAUCUUAGCCACCCCAAGCCAGUUGCUGUAUGCCCACCACCAUGGCCCUUCACGGGCCACCGGCAGCAGUAGUAGCGCUACUACAUCUGCUGCUACAGAUCCACCUCGCAGUCAUGCUGUGCUCGCUUCUCCUCCCUUCGUCAGCCGUUGCGUUCACCGGCAACAACACUGCUGCGGUGGUGGCGGCGCGGUGGGUCUCGUGCUUGCCAGACCAGGAGACGGCGCUGCUGCAGCUCAAACGCUCGUUCACCGCCACCGCCGACUCCAUCAGGGCGUUCCGGUCAUGGAAGCUCGGCACGGACUGCUGCGGAUGGGCGGGCGUGCAAUGCGGUGAUGCCGACGGCCAUGUGACUUCCCUGGACCUGGAGAGUUGGGGUCUGGAGAGCGCAGGUCUCGACCCUGCGCUUUUCGAUCUAACCUCCCUCAGGUACCUCAACCUUGGCUGGAACAAUUUCAAUUCGUCAGAACUCCCGUCCACUGGAUUUGAGCGAUUGACCAAUCUCACCAGUCUCAAUCUCCCCAACACCAACUUUUCCGGUCAAGUUCCUCACAACAUAGGUCGUCUCACCAACUUGGUCUCUCUUGACCUCUCCGUUUCCUUCGAAAUUGUAGAGUUGGCCGACGAGAUGGAUAGGUAUAUGGUGGAUGGCCCUGACAACAUUUGGCAGCUAUCCGUGACAAACUUCACAUCCUUAGUCGCAAACCUCAGUAGUUUGAGGGAGCUUCAUCUUGGUUGUGUCGACCUAUCCCAGUCAAUAGAGUGGUGUGAUGCUCUAUCCAUGUACGCUCAAAAUCUUCGUGUCCUUAGGUUGCCAUAUUGCAAUAUUGAAGAGCCAAUAUGUGGAUCACUCUCUGCCUUACGCUUACUAUAUGUGAUUGAUCUACAAUACAAUUUUUUGAACGGUCAAGUUCCAGAUUUCUUUGCCAACUAUUCCUUGCUCAGCGUUCUCCAGCUUAGCUACAAUCACCUAGAAGGAUGGGUUUCUCCCAAAAUCUUCGAACAUAAGAAAUUAGUGACUAUCGAUCUUCACCGUAAUAGUAAACUCUCUGGUAGCCUUCCAAAUAUCUUAGCUGAUAGUUGUUUACAAAAUUUGCUAGUUGGCCAUACCAACUUCUCUGGUACGAUACCAAGUUCCAUUGGUAAAAUCAGAUCUUUGAAAAGGCUAGGCCUUGAUGCACCUGGAUUUUCGGGAAAUCUGCCCUCAUCAAUUGGCGAGCUCAAAUCCUUGAACACACUGAAGGUAUCAGGUUUAAAUCUAGUAGGACCUAUACCAUCAUGGAUAACAAACUUAACUUCCUUAGAGGUUCUUAAAUUUUCUCAAUGUGGCUUAUAUGGACCAAUACCUUCUUCCAUAGGUCAUUUGAUGAUCAAACUAAAAACAUUUGCUGUCAUACAAUGCAAAGCUUCUGGGGGGAUACCUCCGCACAUCUUUAAUAUGACACAAUUAGAAGAACUAGCCCUUGGUUCGAACAAUUUCACAGGGACAGUGGAACUUAACUCGUUAUGGAGACUACCAAACCUAUCCCUCUUAGACCUAUCAAACAACAAGAUAAUUGUACUAGAGGGACAAGAAAAUUCUUCAAUGGUAUCCUUCCCUAACAUAAAUUUCUUAAAAUUGGCGUCAUGUAGCAUCACUAAGUUCCCUAGCAGUUUAAAGCAUCUAAAUCAUUACAUUGGGCUUGACCUUUCAAAUAAUCAAAUGCAUGGGGGCAUACCCCAGUGGGUAUGGGAAAAAUGGUCGACAGACCCAUCCUUCGCCCCAGACAGUGGCCUUGUCUUUCUUAAUUUUUCACACAAUAAAUUAAAUAGUGUUGGCUAUGAAACCUUCCUUCCUAUUCAUUCAAUAAAGCUGGACCUCAGUUUCAACAUGUUUGAGGGGCCAAUACCCCUACCCCAAUAUGGUGGGGAAGUGCUUGAUUACUCUGGCAACAUGUUCUCAUCCAUGCCACAUAUUUUUUCUACUCAACUUGGAGAUACUUACGUUUUCAAGGCAUCUCGAAACAACCUUUCGGGGAAUAUUCCAACAUCUUUUUGUAUGGUUUAUGAAAUUUUAGAUCUCUCUUACAAUACCUUUAAUGGUUCAAUCCCCUCUUGCCUGAUGGAGGAUGCCAAUCCAUUGAGAGUUCUAAAUCUCAAAGAAAAUCAACUUGACGGAGAGCUUCCUGACACUAUCAAUGAAAACUGCACUCUUGAGUUGCUAGACAUAAGUAGCAAUCUUAUUGAAGGACAGUUACCCAGAUCUCUUGUGGCUUGCAAAAGGUUGGAGGUCCUUGCUAUCGCAAACAAUAAGAUAACAGACACUUUUCCAUGUUGGAUGAGUAAACUCCCAAAACUUCAAGUUCUCAUCCUAAAGCACAACAAUUUCUUUGGAGUGGUGAUGCCAUCUAGCGCCAAAAACAAAAUCACUUGCGGAUUCCCAAGACUAUGGAUUUUGGAUCUAUCCUACAAUAACUUCUCAGGCACACUGAACAAAGAAUGGCUUUCAAAAUUAAUGGGCAUGAUAGUCGAAGUUAGUAAUGAGACAUUGGUGAUGGAAUAUUACGCUGAUCAAAAUGAAGUCUACCAGCUUAGCACUGAACUCACAUGCAAAGGAUCAGAGCACCAAUUUUAUAAGAUAUGGAGGACCCAUGGAUUCCUUGAUGUCUCUAAUAAUGCUUUCCAGGGGAGCAUUCCUACAGAUAUCGGGGGGCUUGUUUUGCUGGACGUGCUCAACAUGUCACACAACUCCUUCACAGGGCCAAUUCCAUCUCAGCUCGGUCAUUUGGCACACUUGGAGUCUUUGGACCUGUCCUCUAAUGAGCUUUCUGGGGAGAUCCCACUGGAGCUAGCAUCGUUGGACUCACUCACAACAUUGAACCUAUCCAACAACAAGCUGGUGGGAAGCAUACCAGAAUCACCUCAUUUCUUGACAUUCUCCAACAGUUCAUUUCUCGGAAAUGAAGAUUUGUGCGGGCCUCCACUGUCAAAAGUGUGCAACAACAAUGUAAAGUCAAAUGCGGUGCCCUCCAAGAAGAAGAAAUCUGUAGACUUUAUAUUAUUCCUAUUUGUUGGAAUAGGAUUUGGUGUUGGAUUUGCACUUGCAAUUGUAGUGGCAUGGGGAAUUCCUGUUAGGAAACGAACUUGAGAAGUACUGGAACCAUUUUCCAUGAUGUAUUAAAAUGAAAUAAAUUUCAUGUUAGGGGAUACGCAAUCAAGGUAGUCUUGACUCUUGACGUCCUGUAAACCUUUAUUGCUAUUUUAUAUAAAAAAUCGUCAACAUGUUAAUGCUAA
Messenger RNA from Panicum virgatum (switchgrass), 3283 nucleotides. Its product is annotated as receptor-like protein 7. The transcript has a single exon. Gene Ontology annotation, molecular function: protein binding. The record is from RefSeq and is a predicted model, not a curated record. Lineage: Eukaryota; Viridiplantae; Streptophyta; Magnoliopsida; Poales; Poaceae. The coding region runs from base 42 to 3137 and encodes 1031 amino acids.